ACAAAUCGUUUCUAUUUUGAUUUACGAUUCAUGCGCAUUCGGGUGUUUAUCAACAAGAAAAAUAAUCGAAAUCAGAAAUUUUAAUUUGAGCACUAUAAUUGAUUUCAGUUUAUUCAAAAGUCAAAAAUGGAUAUAAAAUCGUUUUUGUACGAAUUUUGUGCGAAGUCGCGUAUAGAACCAAAGUUUGAUAUUCGCCAAACUGGUCCCAAAAACCGUCAGCGAUUCCUGUGUGAGGUGCGUGUAGACCCUAACAUAUAUAUUGGUGUGGGUAAUUCUACCAACAAGAAGGAUGCCGAGAAAAACGCGUGUCGUGAUUUUGUCAACUACCUAGUGCGCGUGGGGAAACUGAAUGCAAAAGAUGUUCCUGCGGAUGCUGUGGCUUCCGGGGCCGGACCUAGGAUUGGUCUGGAUGGUGUGGGCGCGGCAGAGGGCGGUGGACAGCAGAAACGCGUGUUUGAUGGUCAGUCGGGUCCACAGGAUCUGGGUGAGGCCUAUCGCCCACUAAACCACGAGGGCGGCGGCGACUGCAACCGCUACUCUGUAAUUGAUCACAUCCAGGAGCAGAGAGACAUGAACGAAGCUGAGUCUUUCGAUGUCAACGCCGCCAUCCACGGUAACUGGACCAUAGAGAAUGCCAAAGAUCGACUGAAUAUGUACAAGCAGGCGAACAACGUUCGCGACGAUUACAAAUAUACACCAGUGGGCCCGGAUCACGCUAGGAGCUUUAUGGCAGAGUUGUCCAUUUAUGUGCCAGCGCUCAGGCGCAAGGUGACGGCCCGCGAAACGGGCUCAAACAAGAAGUCUGCCAGCAAGUCAUGCGCCCUGUCACUGGUUCGCCAACUUUUCCAUUUAAAGGUGAUAGAGGCUUUUAGUGGAACCCUAAAAAAAAAGAAGGAUGUAGAGCUGAAGCCAUAUCCGGUGAAGAUUUCUCCAAAUCUGAUUAACAAAAUUGAUAAGGUUAUUCAGGUUUUGGACCUUCCUGUUGUAAACCCGCGCAAUAUCAAAAUCGAACCGGACGGCGCUCCAAUUCCUCUAAUUGUUAACGUAAGCCGCAUAGAGUCCACGCAACGGGAUGGGGAAAAGCGUCAGGAAAGCUCAGUAAUUCCGUGGGCUCCUCCCCAGGCAAACUGGAAUACUUGGCAUGCCUGCAACAUCGACGAAGGCGAACUGGCAACCGUGUCUAUUGAUGACAUUUCGAUGGACUACGAACGAUCGCUGCGUGAGCGCCGCCAGAACGACAACGAGUACCGACAAUUCCUCGAGUUUCGCGAUAAGCUGCCCAUUGCAGCGAUGCGAUCUGAAAUUUUAAGCGCAAUUAAUGACAAUCCAGUGGUAAUCAUUCGUGGAAACACAGGGUGCGGAAAGACUACCCAAAUAGCCCAAUACAUUCUUGAUGACUACAUCUGCUCCGGCCAGGGCGGGUACGCUAAUAUUUAUGUGACCCAGCCUCGUCGCAUUUCAGCCAUUUCUGUUGCCGAGCGCGUAGCUCGCGAGCGGUGCGAAAAUUUGGGCGAGACUGUAGGGUACUCGGUGCGAUUUGAGUCUGUGUUUCCACGUCCCUACGGCGCAAUCCUCUUCUGCACCGUCGGCGUGUUGCUGCGCAAGCUGGAGGCUGGCUUACGAGGAGUAUCGCAUAUUAUUGUGGACGAAAUCCACGAGAGAGACGUGAACAGCGACUUUUUGCUGGUCAUCCUUCGCGACAUGGUUGACACAUAUCCAGAAUUGCAUGUUAUUCUUAUGUCGGCCACUAUUGAUACAACGCUUUUUUCCAAGUAUUUUGGCGGCUGUCCCGUAUUGGAAGUACCCGGAAGAGCGUUUCCCGUGCAGCAAUUUUUCUUGGAGGACAUUCUUCAGAUGACAGACUUUGUGCCUUCGGUGGAGUUGCGACGAAAGCGCAAGGAGGUAGAGGAAGAGGAGCAAUUGCUGCUUUCCGAGGACAAGGAAGAGGCGGAUACCAACUUUAACAAGAUUUGCGAGGACAAGUAUUCACAGAAGACUCGCAAUGCUAUGGCCAUGCUAUCCGAAUCGGACGUAAGCUUCGAGCUGCUGGAGGCAUUACUGCUGCACAUUAAGUCAAAAAACAUUCCCGGAGCCAUAUUAGUAUUUCUGCCCGGCUGGAACCUGAUCUUUGCGCUGAUGAAGUUUCUGCAAAAUACAAACACUUUCGGUGAUACAUCCCAAUACCGAAUUUUGCCAUGCCACUCGCAGAUUCCUCGAGACGACCAACGCAAAGUAUUCGAGCCUGUUCCAGAAGGCAUCACCAAGAUUAUACUUUCUACCAACAUUGCAGAGACUUCUAUAACGAUUGACGACAUUGUUUUUGUAAUUGAUAUAUGCAAGGCGCGCAUGAAGCUCUUCACUUCACAUAACAACCUAACCAGCUACGCCACCGUUUGGGCGAGCAAAACCAAUUUAGAGCAGCGCAAGGGCCGAGCUGGGCGUGUCCGACCGGGCUUCUGCUUCACCCUCUGUUCGCGCGCCCGCUUCGAAGCGCUCGAGGACACUCUUACGCCUGAGAUGUUUCGUACGCCGUUGCACGAGAUGGCGUUGACCAUUAAAUUGCUCAGGCUGGGCUCCAUUCACCACUUUCUGUCAAAGGCAUUGGAGCCACCUCCGGUAGACGCGGUAAUCGAAGCUGAGGUGUUGCUUCGAGAGAUGCGCUGCCUUGACGCUAACGAUGAACUUACACCACUGGGCCGCCUGCUGGCACGCCUCCCAAUUGAACCAAGGCUUGGAAAGAUGAUGGUCCUCGGAGCAGUAUUUGGCUGUGCCGACCUGAUGGCCAUUAUGGCUUCGUAUUCUAGCACCUUCUCAGAGGUGUUUAGUCUUGAUAUUGGCCAACGUCGCUUGGCAAAUCAUCAGAAAGCGUUGAGUGGUAGUAAAUGUUCCGACCACGUGGCAAUGAUCGUAGCCUCACAAAUGUGGCGGCGCGAGAAACAACGCGGUGAGCAGAUGGAAGCUCGGUUCUGUGACUGGAAAGGAUUGCAAAUGAGUACCAUGAACGUAAUCUGGGAUGCCAAGCAGCAGUUGCUGGAUCUUCUUCAGCAGGCUGGAUUUCCAGAAGAGUGUAUGAUACCGCACGAGGUGGAUGAAAAGAAUAAUGGCGAUGACCCACUACUGGACGUGUCACUGGCUCUGCUGUGCUUGGGUCUCUACCCCAACAUAUGCGUGCACAAGGAGAAGCGUAAAGUGCUGACUACAGAGUCUAAAGCAGCGCUACUGCACAAAACAUCGGUGAACUGCAGCAACUUGGCAGUCACAUUUCCAUAUCCGUUCUUCGUUUUCGGCGAGAAGAUCCGCACGCGAGCUGUUUCCUGCAAGCAACUAUCUAUGGUCUCGCCUUUGCAGGUGAUACUAUUUGGAUCGCGCAAGAUUGACUUUGCCGCCAACAAUAUCGUUCGCGUUGACAACUGGGUUAACUUUGAAAUGGAUCCGGAACUUGCGGCCAAAGUUGGUGCCCUUAAGCCUGCCCUGGAGGAUCUUAUCACGGUGGCGUGCGACAAUCCUUCAGACAUACUUCACCUGGAGGAGCCCUAUGCAAAGCUGGUCGAUGUUGUCAAAGACCUUUGCGUUAAGAGCGCUGGAGACUAUGGACUGCAGCGUGACUCGGGAAUUCUGCCGCAUCAAUCACGCGACUUCAGCGCCGGCGGAGGACCGGCCAAACGAGGGCGCUUUGACGGCGCCGGAGGUGGUACAGGACGCUACAGUAACAGAGGCUUCGGCAGCUAUGGCCGCCGUGGAAACAGCAGCAACGGAAAUAAUGGAGGGGGAUAUGGAAAUAAUGAAGGAGGAUAUGGAAAUAAUGAAGGAGGAUAUGGAAAUAAUGGAGGAGCAUAUGGAAAUAAUGGAGGAGCAUAUGGAAAUAAUGGUGGCGGAUAUGGAAACAAUGCCGGAGGAUAUGGGAACAAUAGAGGAGGAUAUGGAAACAAUCGAGGGUAUGGAAACAACGGUGGUGGAUUCGGAGACUCUUAUGGAAGCAAUAGAGGAUCAGGCGGCGGACCUGGAAAUUGCGAUCAAAGCGGACGCUGGGGACACUUUUAACGGAUAUUUCAAAAGCUGUAUUGGUUUUUUCAUACACAAGAAAAAUGAGUUUACCCAUUAUUAAAACGUUACUAUUUGUCUUUGGAUAUGCUGAAUUAAGUAUACAAAUAAAAGACACAUUGAGGUGUUUGUUUUACGGGUCGUUGGUUCCUAGGCAUUAAAAACGCUUUUGCGAUCCGAAUCGAUGUCUGAGUUAAUGGCUAAGAAUGACAUAGAUGGCUUACAAGUUCCUUCUCUCCGUAUUGUCGUUCUUCCAACGCAAAAAUAAUAAUGAAAAAUGCUAUUAGGUAAUGCCAAAGACCAAUAUUAAUAUAUGUAUGUAUACAAAUAUUAUCUAAUACGUAGACUAAUGUAAUUCCUAUACUCUAUAAAAUAUUUUAACACUAAAAA
This is a messenger RNA of Drosophila erecta, 4431 nucleotides long. It is a transcript of the gene mle, whose product is annotated as dosage compensation regulator. Lineage: Eukaryota; Metazoa; Arthropoda; Insecta; Diptera; Drosophilidae. The transcript has 5 exons. Gene Ontology annotation, molecular function: ATP binding; 3'-5' DNA helicase activity; 3'-5' DNA/RNA helicase activity. The record is from RefSeq and is a predicted model, not a curated record. Gene Ontology annotation, biological process: positive regulation of transcription by RNA polymerase II; regulation of mRNA processing. Gene Ontology annotation, cellular component: nucleolus; ribonucleoprotein complex; intracellular anatomical structure. The coding region runs from base 127 to 4041 and encodes 1304 amino acids.